Rubroshorea leprosula is the source of this 905-nucleotide messenger RNA. The record is from the annotation of a GenBank genome assembly. NCBI's taxonomy places the organism in Eukaryota, Viridiplantae, Streptophyta, Magnoliopsida, Malvales, Dipterocarpaceae.
UGGCCAUGACUUAUAGAUGAGACUACUGAUGAGUUUUAUUAUGCAGGAAUGGUUUAUCAUUGAAAGUUCUGUUACUUUUACAUGGUUUAUCUGGCAUGCUAAAAGUUUUACCCAAGGGCUAUCCAUAUUUACUUACUGAGUUAUCUCAUAGUUUUUCCUUGUCCACCAUUUCAGGAAUCGAAAUCGAGGACGGGGAAACCAAGGGGAGUGACGAGUUAGAAGGCUAGCCACCCGUAAUUUGAUAUAGUUCUUAGAAAUAAAUCGUGAUCUUGUAUUUGGAGAUUUAUGAUAUUAGAGAAGUUUAAAAUUUGAUCAUCAGAUUUUGUGGAUUGUCAGAUGUGAAUUAGAUAAGUUCCGAGCCUUGUGCAUUUGUGGGACUCGUCUCACGAGUGCACGGCGUCUGUCGCGCCUUGGAUUUGGGUUCUGGGGCGUGACAGAUUUAGUGGUAUCAGAGCUUAGGUUUGAUUAAGAUUUUGUGAUGUGAGAGCCUAGGUUUAAUUAAAUACCUAGGAUGUGUUUUGGAUUUGGCUAGCCAAUGAGUUUUAGAACCGUGGUGAGACGAGUGAUGGGGUUAUGCAAGGGACGAUUCUGAUUUGUGUUGCUUGAAUUUUCUGAUCCGCUUUGAUGAGAUAGUGAUUCAGUUAGUUCCUGUUAUCUGCCCUUAGUGAGAAGUUUUGAAAUAAAUCUUGCUCACUAUGCUCUUAGGACCUUGUUUGAAACUUGGUCCCUUGUGAUGGUAUGUUUGGUUUUGGGUGUGGAAGGAUGUAUAAGGCCUUCCACAUUAGGUCUAUUUGUUUAAGUAUUUAUUUGGGCAUUCAUACAUGAAUGCAAACAUAAACGUACAUGAGCAUAUACACGCAUACAUGCAUGCAUACAUGAGCAUUCAUGCAUGCACACAUCGGCAU